Fusarium mangiferae is the source of this 1335-nucleotide messenger RNA. RefSeq lists its product as uncharacterized. The record is from RefSeq and is a predicted model, not a curated record. The transcript has 2 exons. The coding region runs from base 1 to 1335 and encodes 444 amino acids. NCBI's taxonomy places the organism in Eukaryota, Fungi, Ascomycota, Sordariomycetes, Hypocreales, Nectriaceae.
AUGGCGAUUUUCUCUCCUCUUACUGGGAGUCUCAAAAGACAACAUUCCUGUUCGCAACUCCCUAACGUUCAUCAACCAUCACCUCAGAAAGGUAUGCCGUUGUACAUUGACAAGGGGAGUGAUGCAAUGAACUGGCAGAGCCUACAGGCCCCAGCCAGCAUGAAUCAGGUCAUCAGUCAACUAAAUCACGACUUGAGAGCGGACUGGGGGCGGGACCUCUCGUCAUGCAUCCGUAAGAUGAGCGCAGAACAUCAGCAAUGUCAACAAGCCACUUCGGACAACAUCAAGGAGACUGUUCGGACCGCGAUGGAGGAGUGGUUUACGAAGAACCAGCCGAAGUCUCAAUUGCAAAAGAAGUAUAACGCACUUGAGUCAACUCAGAGUCUCACGACUCACUCGCGAUUAAUGACUCCUGACUCUGAUGAUAGUGCGCAAGUCGAACAGCUGACCCGGAAACUGGAGAUGGCCGACGUGGAGCUGGCAGGUUUAAAAAACCAACUGAAAGCAACCCAACUACGAGCAGACCAGCUCCGCAGUAUGAUAAUCCCCGAUAACGAGGACUUUGUGCUUGAUAGCGAGAUAGAGGGCUUGUUCUCUGAAGUUCGCGCGACGACGCAAUACGUUGCUCGCAGACUCUAUACUAAUCCCGACACACACGAGAAGCCCACGGCUAAUGCUAGCAAAGCAUUUUUCAAGGAGAUCGAGGGUUUCGAUCCAGAGCGUAGACAAGAUGCCAUUCAUACCCAUCUUUUCCUUCUCAUCCGACGACAAUUCUUUCCGAACAAGCUUAGAGAAUCCAACAUCGGAAAAUAUUUCCCAACUCUUUACGCGAAACUCGUAAGAGCAGAACUACAGUUGACGGAAGCUAGCAGGGACAAUUGGACUGACGGAACUGGGAAGAAGGAAUUGGCAAACUGGAGCCGUGCCAGCUUCGAUUGCAUUGAUCUUUUGGAAGAUGAAUCUGAUGAGCCAGACUCGUACGCAAUUUAUCUUGAGCAAUUCUUCAAGCCAGCCGAGACAGAUAACAUACGGGCAAAGACAAGGGGGAGAAAGAAGCUCAGAGAGCUCUGCGAAAAGGCCGAGGAGCUUGGUAUCCUGAUGCGACGGGCUGCAGAUACAUUCCAGGUUUUCAUCGUCAAGGAUGACGUGCCUCUGGCUGACUAUGAGGACGUGGCUCAAGAAUUGAGAUGUAAUUUAGGAAGAGGUUCUGUGGGGACGAAGGAGAUUGACGCUUGUUUAUUUGGCGGCUUGAGCAAGAUAUCGAGCGAGUAUCCUACUGAAACGAUCGUGCUGGAGAAGGCGAUGGUGUCAACGCGAUUUGGAAGAUCAACAUGA